Molecule: messenger RNA, 1368 nt
Organism: Ordospora colligata OC4
Lineage: Eukaryota; Fungi; Microsporidia; Ordosporidae
Product: phosphoinositide polyphosphatase
Exons: 1
Coding region: 1-1368 (455 amino acids)
Biological process (GO): phosphatidylinositol dephosphorylation
Cellular component (GO): endoplasmic reticulum
Molecular function (GO): phosphatidylinositol-4-phosphate phosphatase activity
Source: RefSeq, a predicted model, not a curated record
AUGCCAAACCUAGUGUACUCUAAGUCUUCAAAAAGAAUUUCAUGGGAAACAAACACAGGCGUUGCAACACUCUCGCAUGUAGGUAUUGCAUCAAACAAGCAUGAUCUUAAACAAAUCGAGUUCCAGACAAUUCUUGGUGUCCUUAAAAUAGAGCAGAGUAGCGGGCCGAGUAGUGAAUAUCUUGUUUGUGUUACAGAAGGAUCAUUCAAGGGGAUUUAUCGCAAUGCAGAGAUCUACAAGAUUGAGAGAAUCAGAUUUAUCAACACAUGCAAUCCAGAGAAGACAGAGGAGAUCACUUCGCAGAUCAAAGGAUUCAUUCAAUCUCAUGAUUUUUACUACUUCUUAGGAUCUUCAUUUCUGGAGGAUGAGUUUGAAUGGAAUAAGCAUAUGAAAGUGAAUUUAUUAAGGUACUCCGAGCAAGAUUCAUGCGCAUAUAAACUUUCACACAGUCCACACUUGGGAAAAGACACAGACUUUGAGAUUUCCACUCUUUUCUGUGGAUUCUUUAUUGAAAGCAUAUUUAAGGCAUCCGCUGAAUUGUACAACAUGACGCUUCUUUCAUUGGUUUCAUCAAGCAAGGUUGGUACAAGAUAUUUAUGCAGAGGAAUUGAUGCAGAUGGAAAUGUUUCAAUGUUUGUGAAGACACGCUUUGUUAUCAGAUGUAAUAAGCAGACAAUGUUUGACUUCACGAUUGUCAGAGGAUCUGUGCCUCUCUUCUGGAGCCAAAAGGAGUAUGGAUUUCCAACAAAAGUAAGCAUAUGUGCUGAUGAACCAGGCGCGCAUAAGGCAUUCAUCAAACAUUUUGAAAAACUGACAAGGGAGUAUGGAAAGAUACACGUAGUCAAUCUUUUGGGUGAAAAGAAAGACGAGAAGCUGCUCACAUCGAGCUUUAGCAAGCUUUUAGAUACAGAAGAAAUCCCAUAUACAGAGUUUGACCUGAAUGCAUAUGCAAAUGACUAUGACAACAUGAAGUUUCUAUUGUACUUCAAGCUGCAGGAUGUAUGCAUGCAUGACGUGGUAUUCCGUGUAAAUUGCCUUGACUGCCUCGACAGGACGAAUGUUGCACAAUCAUUGAUAUGUAUGUUCUACCUAGAAAAGAUAGUUCAUGAUCGAGAGGUACUGAAGAGGAUGCAGGAAUGCUGGUCUGAGAAUGGGAAUGCACUGAGCAAUCUGUAUACAGGUUCGGAUGCAAUGAAAGGUGAUCUUGCGCUGCAAGGAAAGCGAUCGCUAAUGGGAUACAUGGACGACAUAAUUAUCUCUGCAACAAGGCUCAUCAAUGGAAGAUUUAUUGAUAAGCAAAAGCAUGGUAUUAUCAAUACACUUUUAGAAAAGAGCGGGGACAAUACAUACAAUGAGGAUAAUGAGUGA